AUGCGGAAACCAACGACAUUAACAGCGUCGUCAUCAAAGAAGAAGAGCGAUACGAGUGCGUUUAAAACCGUCGCCUCGAAAACGGUUUCCCGCUGGGAGGUAUUCGGAAUCGAUGACGACGCCAACGAAACGAGCACGAGUGAAACGGCGAUGAAAUCGUCGAUGCGCAUCGCGGACGUGCUCGUGCGCGCGUUUCCCGAGCGAUUUCCGACGAAAACAGCCGCCAAAAAAGCGAUCCGAAGAGGCGAAGUGACGGUGAACGAAGCGAAAGCAGAUGUUGAAUUCGAAGUGUUGAAAGAAUGGUUUGAAAGCAACGAAGAAGGAGAGGAAGAAGGAACAACGAUCACGAUUGAAAUUCAGGCGAGAAUGAACGCGAAUUUUGGCGCGGGUGAUGCUGCUUCUUCUUCUCGCUUAUUAUCGCGCGAGGAUAUGCCGAAGGAGAUUCGAGAGGGCGAUAACGCGACGACGGUGGCGUACGAAGACGAGGAGUGCGUGAUCGUGAGGAAAUCGUUUGGGAUUCCAACUUUGAAGACAAAGAUGAGUGGUAACGCUGCGAGGAGUAAGAAUAGCAAUAAUGAUAAUAAUAAUAAUAAUAGUAGUAGUAAUAGCGAAUUAGAGGGUUGGAGUUUAGAUCGAGUGUUGCCGUAUAUCGCCGCGCCGGCGGUCAACGUAGAGGGCGCGCUGCAUCGUCCGAGACCGGUCCACAGGUUAGACAGUUUGACGGGAGGGUUAGUUGUGUGCGCGAAAACACGUCGAGCGUUGAAAGUGCUCUCCGAAGCUUUCCGAGAUCGCACGGCGAGGAAGCGGUACAGAGCGGUGUUGAUAGAGUAUACGAACGCACACGGAGGUCUCGGAAAGAGAAAAAUAAACGAGAAGCGUGGGACGAUUACGAGCAACGAUAUGGGACCAAAGAGAAAUCAAUACGCGGAAACCGAGUUUACAAUUUGUGACGAGACCGGGGAAGACGACGAGAAUACCGUCACGAAGGUUUUGAUCGAUUUCCACCCGAAAACCGGGCGGACGCACCAACUGCGAAAGCACGCCGAGAAGGAACUGAACAUGCCAAUUUUAGGCGACGAUAGAUACGGAGGUAAAGCGCACUGCGAUAACGCGAAAAACUAUCGACCGAAGUUGCAUCUCUUCGCGGCAGAGAUUACGUUACCACCAGAAGCCGUGCCUUGGCGCAACGACGCAGGAGGAGGAGGAGGAGGAGGAGGAGGAGAAGCUUUAAACGUGCGAGUAUCGGAACCGGCGUUUUUCAGAAAGUCAAUGGACGCCACCGACGUUUGGAACGCGAGUACAUUUGUUGCUACAGACUAA
Molecule: messenger RNA, 1320 nt
Organism: Bathycoccus prasinos
Lineage: Eukaryota; Viridiplantae; Chlorophyta; Mamiellophyceae; Mamiellales; Bathycoccaceae
Exons: 1
Coding region: 1-1320 (439 amino acids)
Biological process (GO): pseudouridine synthesis
Molecular function (GO): RNA binding; pseudouridine synthase activity
Source: RefSeq, a predicted model, not a curated record